Molecule: messenger RNA, 678 nt
Organism: Echinococcus granulosus
Lineage: Eukaryota; Metazoa; Platyhelminthes; Cestoda; Cyclophyllidea; Taeniidae
Exons: 5
Coding region: 1-678 (225 amino acids)
Source: RefSeq, a predicted model, not a curated record
AUGAAGGAGACAAAAGAGUUGCAAAAAAUAACUAUAAACGUGUAUUUGAAUGAAUUUUAUUGUAAAAAGUCACAUGAAAAGUCGUUAUGUAAUAUUAAUGCUGUUUUAAUCGAAAUGGCUAAUCUCUUAACGGUCCGUUGUUCAUGGCCAAAUAUUCGCAUUAAAAUGUCUGCCCUUAACAAUUUACAAGUAAAAUUAUUCCAAACUUCUACCAAGAGGGAUAUUUUUGCAACCACUCGAGAAUCCAUGCGUUAUUGGAAAAUUGGGCUAGUGGCAUUAAUUCCUCCCCAUUCUAAUGAUAAUUCCUAUAAUUACCCAAAAAUAUGCGUGCUUUUAAGAAGUGAUCUGCAAGUUGAUCCAGCCGAGGGAAAGCUGUUUGAUUUGACCUGCGUCGUGUGCCAAAACGGUCUUAAAACCAAAUGCUGCUCAUUAAUUUGGAUCAAGCACUACGAGACAGAUGAUGGGAAUCACCAACAAAACCAUGCAAAGCUUUUGGUGUUUAAAUCUACUUCUCAGCAAAAACAGAUUUUCUGUCAACAAUGUCUUGGACAAAUUUAUGAAAAGCAUGACAACCAAAUGCAAUGGAUUUCAAAACUGAAUACCUUGACAAAUAAUGCCUUCCAGCAAACGAGAGCAAUAAAAGGUUAUGUUCACAUGUGCUUAGGCAGAGACAUUUAA